AUUAAAAUAUUUACAUAAACAUCUUACAGUCAGCUUAAACCUUCUUGUGAAAAUCUCAAUGGACAUUUCUUUCGUCGUCUAUUUUUAAAUUCUUUUUUCAUUUUCAAAAUUUGUUUAGCACACACUUUUUUGCUUGAUUCUUGCGUGUAUCUAUUGCAACGUGUAAUAGUCCUUUUCGGUUACUUAUUUCACCUGUCAUACUUUUUUGUAAGUUGUAACAUUUUAAUUUUUGUAAUUAUCCAUUGUAUGUUGUCAGUGAUUAAAUUCUUUCAUCAAGCGGCGUUUCUGGGUAAUGGAGGGAAGAGAAGAGGGGAGGAGAGGAGAAAUUAUUUCAUAAUUGCACUUUUGCUGUUCACUUUUAGGUUACACCAUGACGGUAAUGAGUAUCUACACAGAGUCACUGACAGCACAGAUCAGCAUCACAACUGUGUUCACCAUCCUGGUGCUGGUGGGUGUAAUCGGCAACGCGCUGUCCUGUGUCGUCAUCCUCGCCAACCGCUCCAUGAGAACACCUAUGAAUUAUCUCAUUCUAAACCUGGCCGUAGCGGACAUCAUUGUGGUAGCGUUUGUCGCUCCCCGGUUCAUUCUAAUCCACGCCUUCAAGCACCCUGAGGGCAUCCUGGGAUCCUUGAUCUGCAAAGUGUUCACUGGUAGCAAUUUCAGCUGGCUGGGGGGCUCAGCGUCCGUGUUUUCAUUGGUGGCCAUUUCAGUUGAGCGAUACUUUGCCAUCAUUCACCCUUAUGGCAACCGCAAGCUGACCAUGAAGAAGCUCAAGUAUGUUGUGUGGGCUUGUUGGGUGUUCGCUGUUGUCUUCAACCUUCCCCUGUUCUUAACAAUGCAGUACAACAAAGAAAUUAACUUCUGCACGGAGUUCUGGCCUGAGCCAUGGAUGUCCCGUGUUUACAGCACUUCUUGGCUGGUUCUGAUUGGCGUGAUACCAAUAGUCCUUAUGUCUGUGCUUUACUGCCGAGUCAUUCGCCGGCUUUGGAUUCGUCCAGAAAAAAGCCCUCGCGUCACGCAAGCUGCGAUUCUCAAGUCGCGUAAACGCGUGACAAAAAUGGUGAUUGCGGUCAGCGCUGUCUACAGCAUCACUUGGUUUCCAGUCCUGAUCAUCUACAUGUUGAAUUAUUACCUCGAAAGCCAAGAGUACGGAAACAUCACCUACAUCAUCGGCAUUGUCAUUGUCACCUUUAACUCCUGCGUCAACCCGUUUGUGUACGUGUUCGUCAACGAGCGCUUUAGGAAUCACAUCAAGCGACUGUUUGAGCUGCCAUUUCAGAGGCAAAACCGGGUGCAGCUGGAACAACGAAUGACUCAGGAGAGAGGAGAGAGUAGCUCACAGCAGCAACGACAAGCUCUUGAAAUAACAGAUGGGAACGAAUGUUAGGGCUUAUCACUGUUAGGUUGGUGCCAGGGGCAUUCCAUUUACGAAAGGGUAACCCAAAGAAGCGAUUUUUCAUAUAUGUAAUCAGUAUAUAUCUUCAUUACGCUGUAAAUCUUUCCUUAACAAUUCAUUUCGAUCUUUUUACUUAAGACCAAUUUGUAGAAUUCUACUUUAAUACUUGUAUGCAAAUACUGCAAUCUGAUUGGCUGUGCUAUCGCUCAGGGAAGCGAUCCCCAUUACACAACUUACACAAGAGAGUGGUUACACUUACGAAUAUGAGCAGAAUAUUAUUUGCAGAAACACAUACGGACGGCAUUACGGAUGAGCAAAUUAAAUGGAAACAAACUUGGUGAUCGAAUGAUGAAACAAUUCUUUAACUCGGUUAUCGCGCGCAAAGUAUGGUGAUUUGUCGAUGUCUCGCAGAUCAAUUUAUUUGCCUCAGCCCUCGGCUUCGACAAAUCACUAUAUUUUGCUCAACCUCGUUCAAUAAUUGUUAAUUAUUUUACUUCUAUAGUACUUGUUAUUUUCUGUUGGGGGGUUUCCCCUGAAAAUAACGCUUGCAAGCUGAGCCCCCUGACCGCCUAACAAAUAAAUCUUGGAUUUGAAUAUGAUCGGCGUGCAUUAUCAAGGCACGUGGGAGGUUGGGGCUGACAAACAAAAUAUAACUUGCGUUAAUUCCGUUAUCAGACGGGGAUAUGGUCCAAGAAUGCACAUAGAAUAAAAGCUUUACUGGCUGUGCCUAAAUAUCAGACAUCAUUUCAAAUGAUCAGUCGUGUAGUAUAAAGCGAGUGACAUUGCAAAAUUCCGCUACUUUUUAUUCUCGUCAUUCAAUUGAAGUUUUUGGAAAUCACGCUAAUACACACACUUUAAUGUAUACUAAAGUUUCUUCCAGCAUGCGUGGUAUUGUUUCAAGGUUUUUAAUAUUGAAUAUUACGCGAGUGUUUGAGCAUAUUCAGUGAUUACUAAUUACUCUAUAACUAGUAUUAGAAAGUUACUCACUAAAUAUCGUUAUUUAUUCAUUUGACAU
Messenger RNA from Orbicella faveolata, 2411 nucleotides. Its product is annotated as neuropeptide FF receptor 1-like. The record is from RefSeq and is a predicted model, not a curated record. NCBI's taxonomy places the organism in Eukaryota, Metazoa, Cnidaria, Anthozoa, Scleractinia, Merulinidae.